Molecule: messenger RNA, 739 nt
Organism: Hippocampus comes (tiger tail seahorse)
Lineage: Eukaryota; Metazoa; Chordata; Actinopteri; Syngnathiformes; Syngnathidae
Product: cadherin-20-like
Exons: 3
Biological process (GO): calcium-dependent cell-cell adhesion; cell-cell adhesion mediated by cadherin; multicellular organism development
Cellular component (GO): adherens junction; catenin complex; plasma membrane
Molecular function (GO): calcium ion binding; beta-catenin binding; cadherin binding
Source: RefSeq, a predicted model, not a curated record
CCCCUGCGGGAUCCAGAAAGGAUUAUCUCAUCUUAAAUGCAAUGACGAGUUGAGCCGGUUGGCUCUGUGACAUAUUCUGAUUCAUUUAUGAUCAGAGCAGAAUUUUUCCGAAUUGAGCGGCGAGACCAAGAUUGAGCCGCUGUUGUUUUGCGGCAGCUCCACUCGGACAUGGACAAAGGCGACGGGUCCAUCAAGUACAUCCUGACGGGCGAAGGCGCUGGCACCACUUUCACCAUCGAUGACAGCACGGGCGACAUCCACGCCAUCCAGAGGCUGGACCGUGAGGUCAAGGCUCAGUACGUGCUGCGAGCUCAGGCCCGCAACCGCCUCACCGACAGGCCGCUCGAACCCGAGUCCGAGUUCAUCGUCAAGAUCCAAGAUAUCAACGACAACGAACCCAAGUUCCUGGACGGACCCUAUCGAGCGUCGGUGCCGGAGAUGUCCAAAAUAGGAACGUCAGUGAUUCAGCUGACCGCAACGGACGCAGACGACCCGACGUAUGGCAACAGCGCCCGGGUGGUCUACAGCAUCCUGGAGGGUCAGCCUUACUUCUCGGUGGACGCCAAGACCGGCGUGGUGCGGGUCUCACUGGCCGACAUGGAUCGGGAGACCAGGGAGAACUACACGGUGGUCAUCCAGGCCAAGGACAUGGGCGGCCAGCUGGGCGGCCUCGCCGGAACUGCACGGGUCGACAUCUCGCUCGGCGACGUGAACGACAACCCCCCCGUCUUUGAUCAAA